Seminavis robusta is the source of this 663-nucleotide messenger RNA. The record is from the annotation of a GenBank genome assembly. NCBI's taxonomy places the organism in Eukaryota, Bacillariophyta, Bacillariophyceae, Naviculales, Naviculaceae.
AUGGCCGUGACGUUGGACGGAGAACAGAUUCGAGGACCCAUUACCCCCUUGGGGAAUUUUGUUCUUGUCAAGGUCAAAGAUACCCUGCAGGCGACCGCUGGAGGGGUCCUGCUACCAGACCAAUCCAAGGAACGUCCUACAGAGGGGUUGGUCAUGGAGGCGGGACCUGGGAAAAUCCACCCGCACACGGGUAUUCGUAUCACCAACCCUGUCACAGCGGGAGUAUCGGUGCUCUAUGGAAAGUUUGAUGGCAAACCAAUCGAAUACAAGGGUGAAGAAUGUCAAAUGAUCCGGGACGACGAUGUCAUGUUGUAUUAUACCGGCGUCACCAUGAGCUUGGAAAAUGUGACACCCUGUCGGGAUUAUGUAUUGAUUGAGGUGCCACCUAAACAAGAACAAUUGACUUCUUCAGGAGUUGUAAUUGCUGAUAUGGUUACCAAAGAAGAUGAGGUCUGUGAGGGCUUUGUGAUCAAGGUGGGAGAAGGACGAUUGAAUUCCAGUGGAGAAUUCUCCCCAAGCCCAGUGGCAAUUGGAGAGAAGGUCAAGUUCAAGGAUUAUGCAGGAAAUGAUGUUCGUAUUGAAGGCAAGGACUAUGUUCUGGUGCGAAUGGUGGAAAUUCUAUGUACAGCCUUCAAUGAUGUAACGGAGGAGCACAGUCCCUAG